AUGAGUAGACUCAGGGAAGAGCAAGUGCAAUUCUAUAGGGAUAAUGGAUACAUCGUGCUAAAGAAUCUGGUGAAGGGCAAAGAGUUGCAAAGGCUCACUGAGGAGUACGACGAUUUGUUCCGGAGGAAAAAUGAGGCAAAGACUGAGAGUUCUUGGGUUGGAAGUGAACAGAACCACAGAGUCAGUGACAGUCCAUAUACUGUGAAAGGCAUCCACAAUCUGCAGAUGCACCACGCGGUGUUCGGGAGGUAUUUGUACAACGAGGAAUUGCUGGACGCCAUGGAGGAUCUAAUGGGCACACCUAACAUCGCCCUCCACCACACCAAGGCGCACUUCAAGCCUCCCGAGAAGGGAGCCGCUUAUCCGAUGCAUCAGGACUACCAUUACUUUCCGUACGAAAAAGACACCAUGACGGCCGCUGUCUUGUUUCUAGAUGACGCCGAUGUAGAAAACGGAACUUUGUUCGUGUGGCCUGGCUCUCACAAAUUUGGACCUCUCGAGGACUUCGGACCGAAGGAAGGAAGCGACUUUCAUUACGUCGAUCAGAAAAAAUAUCCAAUUGAGAAGGCGAAACCAGUAAUCGUCAAAGCGGGGGAUGUGGUAAUCUUCAGCUAUCUCAUGUUGCACGGUAGCACCCCCAACCUGUCGAGUCGACCGAGACGAAUGUUCCUGGCGCAAAUGUAUGACCCCCACGAUAAGCCAAAAGGGGGGGAAAAGGUUCAACCGGGCAAGGGUUGGUUACUACGAGGAUUUAAUCUGAACAGGGACGCCACUAUUGCCAGAAGAGCUGUAGAUAGUUAG
Molecule: messenger RNA, 801 nt
Organism: Leptosia nina
Lineage: Eukaryota; Metazoa; Arthropoda; Insecta; Lepidoptera; Pieridae
Source: the annotation of a GenBank genome assembly